Molecule: messenger RNA, 1594 nt
Organism: Somion occarium
Lineage: Eukaryota; Fungi; Basidiomycota; Agaricomycetes; Polyporales; Cerrenaceae
Source: the annotation of a GenBank genome assembly
GCAGUGGUUGGCUCAGGCCAAGCUCACCGCUGCCAUCUCGACUAUCUCCCUUAAGGUGGAAUAAACCUACAGCAGAAUCGUAUCUGUACGCAGCAUGUGCUGCGAACUGCCAUCAAGGUGGGGAAGCCUGACCUUGGUAAAGUUAGCGGCGCCGAGUACUAUCCGCAGCGCGUCAAAGAUAUGCGCAGAUCCAUUCCAGGGCGAACAUAUGACAUGAUGUGUGGUGAUUAGACCUUCAAUUGGAUUUGAUAAGUUCUUGGUGCAGCUACAUACCUGGGCAUAGCUCUUCGUGAAACGACAGGAGGAAAUCAAAUACACACGCAGCUGUAACAUUCUCCGAGUCAUGCGGCAUCAACAAAGCGAUAGUGACGCUAGCUACAGCAUGUAAGGUUAUUUGGCAGCGCGCGACCAUAUAAAAGUUCAGAUAGUUCAUAUGGCACCAGCGUCAACUUCGUGUCAUUCGUCCUUUAAUAUCUGCUUCUUCAUAUAUCAUGGGUGGAUAUUUCUCAAGAAGCUUCAACCCUAACAGGGAUUUGAGCGAUCUCUCCCGCAGAGUCAUCAUAGUUACAGGUGGCAAUACUGGAAUCGGGUAUUCAACUGUUCAGCAUCUGGCUAGACAUGGUGCGAAAGUGUACAUGGCUGCUCGGAAUGAAGAGAAAGCGAAAGCCGCGAUAAACCAGCUGCACAAAGAAGGGCUGAGCCCUGGGAAUGGCGAAGUCGUUUGGCUCAAGCUUGACCUUAGCGAUCCCCGCAAUGCGAAGAAAGCUGCUGAAGACUUCAUAGCUAAGGAGAAGCGUCUAGAUGUUUUGGUCAACAAUGCGGCUCUUUUAGUCACUCCGUAUAGCGUAACGCGCGAUGGGAUUUCGGAUAUCAUGAUGGUAAAUCAUGUUAGCCCUUUCGUUUUGACCAUGUCCCUUCUUCCGCUCAUGCGAGAGACGGCAAAACAAUCCGGCUCAGAUGUUCGCAUCGUCAACGUCUCUUCAGAACUACAGGCGAAGGGUGGUAUUCGUUUUCGUAAUCGAGAAGAUUUCAACGAUGAGCAUGCGAGUUCAUUGUUCCCCGCCGCGUCUCGAUAUGCAAGGACCAAACUAGCCAACAUGCUGUUUACCAAUGAACUUCAGAGACGCUUCGAUGCUGAAGGCAUACCUAUAAUCGCUCUUUCGCUUCAUCCUGGUAGCGUUGACACUGGUGGUAAUCAAGCUUGGAUCGCCCGUACCCCUUCCAUCGUGCGCUUCAUAUUCGGAACCUUCGGUAGGUUUUUCUUCAUUCCCCCUGAUAGAGGAUCGUACGCCUCCGUCUUUGCCGCCGGGGCGCCCGUAGUCAGAGCCGAGCCUGAGAAGUACAAAGCGGCGUACUUGACACCGAAAGCAAGGAUCGGGAAGCCUCCCUCUCAGCAGGCAACAAAUGCGAAUUUGGCAAAGGAACUGUGGGAGACUACGGAGCGCAUCGUGAAGGAAAUUGGGGUAUGAGGGACAAGAAUUUUUAGCUGAAUGAUUUUUUGAAUGCUGUAAUAAUGCAUAACGAGAAUGACAGCGAAUACAGUUACAAAUGUGUGGGACAUAAUGUUACAACCCAAUGCAUUGUGGUCAUUGUC